CGUCACCUCUGUUCUCGUGCAAGGAUAGCUUUUUUCUCGAAGGCAUAUGGACAGUUUGAGCAUCUCCCUCCGGAGCAGGAACACAAGCAAUACCCUGCGGGCCGCCCGAUUGGUUUCACGUCGACGCAAAUAUGCGGAGUCGGCUACCGGACAUGCUUCAGCUCUGGCUGCUACUAUUGACUGCUUCGCUGAACGGCAGAACGCAUGCGACGAGAUUGAAUGUGCCGACCACGGCGGCGGGAGCCUCCAUAGCUCAUCAGCCAAACUACGUCUCCUUCUCCAUCGAGCCCGCCUUUUGGGUGGAAUUCUGGGGCAACGCCAGCCAGCCCAACACUUUCACCUUUGAUGUGCUGCAACUGCUCGUGGAUCGAGGCGGCCAGCCGCAGAUUCGUCCCGGGGGAGAGACGAUGGACAGCAUGAUUUUCGAGCCUUCGGCGGGCAAUGUGCAGCGAGUCACCAGCUCCGAUGGAGGCAUUUACCGCACUGUCGUCGGGCCGGCGUACUAUCAAAGCUGGUCGAAUUUCCCCAGCGUCACCAAGUUUACGUCGACGCUCAACUUUCAAAAUGACAGUCUUGCAAUCGCGCAGGGCCUGGCUGUCGCCUCGGUCAAGUACCAGCCGGAGCGCGUGCAUUAUUUUGAGCUGGGGAAUGAACCGAACAACUACGCCACGGCUGAGUCGAGAUGGGACGACUCGACGCAAGAGUAUGUAAAUCAGUGGCUGAACUGGACGUAUGCCAUUGAUGUUGCGGUGAACAACACGCUUGGAGCGAGCGCGGCGGAGCAACUUGGCAUCUCACGCUGGUGGGGUUCGUCUUCCACCACCGACCCGACUGCACUGCAAGUCCGCCCGGCGAACAUCAUCCCGGACGGUAUCGACUCGGACAACCAGGUUGCGCAGUACUCCAUCCACUCGUACCAAUUCGCGACUUGCAGCCCGGCACAGACGGCGCUGUCUACACUUCCGGACGUACUGAAUCACAGUUCUCUCGUCAGCUACGCCAACUCCCAGAUCCUACCCUCAGCACAAGCAGCACUCAACAGCGGGAGCCAGUGGAUUAUUGGCGAGUACAACUCCGUCGCCUGCUCCGGCUCGGUCAACGUCUCCGACCGCUUCGCCCAAGCCUUGUGGACCGCUGAUACGCAACUGCUCUACGCAUCGAUGAACGCCUCGGCCACAUAUUUGCACCAGGGUGCCACGCUCGUGGAUCAGAGCAGUGACCAAGCCAACUCGGCUGGACCAAACGGCACGCCUAGCUUCAGUCUCUACGAUAUGGUGUAUCCCCGAGACAGCUCUGCACGAGGGCCAGCACGCGCCUUACCCGGCUUCCUGGGUGUGCUGUUCGCGACUGAAGUCUUCUCCACUCCGGGCAUCCGCGUACGAGCACUUGCGGCACCGACAACGGUUGACGAAGACUACUUUGCAGCCUACUCGAUGUAUGCGAACAACGAGAUUCGGAAAGUGGCGGUCCUCAAUAUGCAACCAUACUACGGAAAUGGAAACAACCUCACAGUGUCAGUGCAGCUUCCCAAAUCCCCUCGAGGAUCGGGAAGUCCGCAGGCAUGGUUGAAGCGAAUGAGUUCGCCGUCUGUGAGCGAGACGGACAGCUCGCUCACUACGUGGGCCGGACAGUCGUAUGAACACGGCAAGCCGGUUGGGAAUCUGGACAUUGAAGAGGUGGGAAGCGACGGCAUCAUCACUGUGCGUGGAAGCGAGGCGGUGCUGGUCUUUUACAAUCACAGCGAUGUAUACAUGUAGAGCGCAAUGCAUCCCUCGUUGGCCAUGCUUCCCUAUCGCAGAGGCAAUCUAGACCGUCCG
Neohortaea acidophila is the source of this 1817-nucleotide messenger RNA. Its product is annotated as glycoside hydrolase family 79 protein. The coding region runs from base 132 to 1757 and encodes 541 amino acids. The record is from RefSeq and is a predicted model, not a curated record. Lineage: Eukaryota; Fungi; Ascomycota; Dothideomycetes; Mycosphaerellales; Teratosphaeriaceae. The transcript has a single exon.